CGAAAAGGCCAGCUAAGGUAGUCCGUCAGGGUCUGACGAGUGUCGAAAGCGUCGCAGCCUUCGAACCACGACAAGCUCUCUCGGCUGAGCGUUCCAAACGGACACACUGCGCACUCGUUCGGAUACUCUGUUCUGUCUUUAAUUUUUCCUUUCCUUCUGUGUUUGACACCCUUGGCGGCACUCUGCCAUCGCACCUCAUACGAGCCCGUUUCCUUUUCCCUACUUUCUCCUUCCCUUUUCUUUCUAUCUCCGCCGCCGAUCGAGCGACCCUCGAAUACUCGACUUGACACACCAUGUUGAAUUUAAAGUCGACACUGUCGGCCUUGUGGCUGGCCACGCUGGCCUGGGGUACGGCCCGGGCGGAGGAGGACAAUGUGAAGAGCAUACCGUUGCGAACACACAGUCUCUCCCAGCCAUACCUAGACUCGGACAUGCAAAGUCGCUGGUACGAUUUUGGCGGCGACACAAUCAUCCGUACUGACCAAUAUAUCCGCCUUACUUCGGACUACCCAUCACAAUCCGGGUGGCUCUUCUCGAGAGUCCCGCUGACUGCGACAAACUGGGAGGUUGAGGUGGAGUUCAAGAUUCACGGGAAGAACCAGCUCUAUGGAGACGGCUUCGCCAUGUGGAUCACGAAAGAGCGCGGGAAGAUUGGCCCCGUGUUUGGUAGCGCGGACCGGUUCGAGGGCCUCGGCAUCUUCUUCGACACGUACAAGAACAACCGGCCCGGCGUUGUCUUCCCUUACGUCAUGGCUAUGGUCGGCGACGGCCAGAAGUCGUACGACAAGGACACGGACGGCAAGAACUCCGAGUUCGCCGGCUGCUCGGCCAGGGGCAUCCGGCACGCCUCAGUGCCGACCAAGUUCCGCUUGACCUACUUCCAGGACAAGUACCUCAAGCUGGAGCUGCAGUACAAGUCCGAGGGCGAGUGGACGCUCUGCUUCGAGACCAACCAGCCGCCCGCCAUCCCGCAGGUUGCCUACCUCGGUUUCAGCGCCGAGACGGGCGAGUUGAGUGACAACCACGACAUCAUCUCCAUCGAGGCGAAAAACCUGUAUCACGCGCAACCUACGGGAGGCAAGUCGACGCCCGGCAGCGGUAGGGGUAAGAAGGUGGCUUCCCCCAAGGAGGGCGGCAGCUGGACCUGGUUCUUCACCAAGAUCUUCCUCUUCUUCCUGGUUAUUGGCGGCGGCUACGUCGGGUACACAGCUUGGAGGGCGAACAACAAGCGGAGCCACCGCUUUUGAAAGAGAGGGACAAAAUUGAAGAAUGCCUCUCAAGGAUGGAAUGUGACGACUAUAUACCGGCCAAGAGCAGAAAACAACAAACGAUACCAUGUCCGUUCUCUCUCAUCAUGGCGAGGUGGAUGCUGUCGAGCCCCGCAGCCGACGCGGAAGUGAGUUUUCCCACAGCACAGCACCCAUGUAUCAGUACAGUCUCUCGGCGC
Molecule: messenger RNA, 1447 nt
Organism: Thermothelomyces thermophilus ATCC 42464
Lineage: Eukaryota; Fungi; Ascomycota; Sordariomycetes; Sordariales; Chaetomiaceae
Exons: 4
Coding region: 294-1247 (317 amino acids)
Biological process (GO): endoplasmic reticulum organization; Golgi organization; endoplasmic reticulum to Golgi vesicle-mediated transport
Cellular component (GO): endoplasmic reticulum membrane; Golgi membrane; endoplasmic reticulum-Golgi intermediate compartment
Molecular function (GO): D-mannose binding
Source: RefSeq, a predicted model, not a curated record